AUGUACGAAAAUGUGACUGCGUUACCAGCUACAAUGGACUGGAGAAAAAAAGGAGCUGUAACACCUAUCAAGGACCAAGGCCAAUGUGGAUCUUGUUGGGCAUUUUCGGCUGUGGCGGCUACAGAAGGAAUUACUAAACUUAAAACAGGUAAGCUAAUAUCUUUGUCUGAGCAAGAGUUGGUCGACUGUGACACUAGUGAAGAUCAAGGCUGUGAGGGUGGUCUCAUGGACGAUGCUUUCACAUUCAUCCAAAAAAAUCAUGGCCUUACUACCGAAGCUAAUUAUCCCUACGAGGGAACUGAUGGAACUUGCAGCACCACCAAAGAAGCAAACCAUGCAGCCAAGAUAACCGGGUACCAAGAUGUACCUGUCAAUAGUGAGGGUGCACUGUUGAAAGCUGUUGCAAAUCAACCAGUCUCGGUUGCCAUUGAUGCUGGAGAAUCAGAUUUUCAGUUCUACUGGAGUGGUGUCUUUACGGGGGAGUGUGGCACUGAGCUAGACCAUGGUGUUGCUGCUGUUGGUUAUGGCACUGGUGAAGAUGGAACUAAAUAUUGGCUAGUGAAGAACUCGUGGGGCACAAGUUGGGGUGAAGAAGGGUACAUAAGAAUGCAAAGAGAUGUCAAAGCUGUGGAAGGCCUAUGUGGUAUUGCAAUGCAAUCUUCGUAUCCAACUGCAUAG
Molecule: messenger RNA, 678 nt
Organism: Ilex paraguariensis (yerba mate)
Lineage: Eukaryota; Viridiplantae; Streptophyta; Magnoliopsida; Aquifoliales; Aquifoliaceae
Source: the annotation of a GenBank genome assembly